Molecule: messenger RNA, 528 nt
Organism: Hydractinia symbiolongicarpus
Lineage: Eukaryota; Metazoa; Cnidaria; Hydrozoa; Anthoathecata; Hydractiniidae
Product: cysteine-rich hydrophobic domain-containing protein 1-like
Exons: 3
Coding region: 141-455 (104 amino acids)
Source: RefSeq, a predicted model, not a curated record
UAAUCAAAACAAAACAUUAAAGGAAUAGUAAAAGUUAAAGAAGUGAAAUUGUGGAAAUAAAAAGACGCCACUUUUUCUGAUAUUUAACGAACGACUCGUUCGCGCUAUAGCAAGGUGGUUAGAAAAAAUAUCCAAUAAAGAUGAGAGUUGUCUUCCUGUUGGCGUUCUGUUGCUUGAUUGGAAUCACUUUUUCUUACCGUCACGGCAAACGUGAACUUACUGAAGACAUCAAAAAUGAAAAGGAAGCAGAGGAGAAACUUAAAGCCAUCUUAAGUAAAGAAGAUGAUGAGGAUGAUGAAGAUGAUGGGGAAGAGAUUGACGUUCCUGAAGAUGAGGAUUCUGAGGACAGACAAAUGCACGAUCCGCGUCCAUGGAGAUUUCGAGGGCGAAAAUUUAUGCGAAGAUGGGCUCCAGUAAUCAUACGUACAUAUCCUGCUUGGGGUGGUAAAAAAUAAAGAAAACAAAAAAGUCAAUACUUCGUUGUAUUUACUUGAAAUUAUUUGUUUAUGAGAAAUGAACUUUAUGAAA